UGCGCGAUCGUGGACUACGAGUUUCCGUCGAGACGGCGCGUUUCCUAACCUCAAGCAACGUCGCUUUAAUUAUUUCAACAACUGCAUGAUUUUGUAAUUGCGACCUUUGUGCCUCGUAAACGUCAAAAUGUCGUAUAUGCUGUCGCAUUUGGAAAACGGCUAUCAAGUCGAUCAAGCCAUUCUAUCGGAAGAGGACAGAGUCGUGGUGAUUCGCUUCGGGCACGAUUGGGACCCGAUGUGUAUGAAGAUGGACGAAGUUCUCUACAAUAUCGCGGAGAAAGUCAAGAACUUUGCCGUUAUUUACUUGGUGGAUAUCACAAAAGUGCCAGACUUCAAUAAGAUGUACGAGCUGUACGACCCGUGCACAGUAAUGUUCUUCUUCAGGAACAAGCACAUCAUGAUAGAUUUAGGUACCGGAAACAAUAACAAGAUAAAUUGGACUUUGGAGGACAAGCAGGAAAUGAUUGACAUCAUUGAGACUGUUUACAGAGGUGCGAGGAAAGGUCGAGGUUUAGUCGUUUCGCCUAAGGAUUACUCUACCAAAUAUCGAUAUUAAUUUAUUCACGAGAUACCUGAAUGUUCUUGUAUUUUGAAAAAGGCUAUUGAUGCUGUAUUUAUUUCAUGGCGAGACAUCGCGUGGAAUAAUUUGGAUGUAUCUGAUUUCGAAUGGACAAUGUAUUAUGAGCUCUGUUGUAAUUGAUAUUGCGCUUAUCCUAAAAAUAAAUUAAGUAUAUAAGGUA
Molecule: messenger RNA, 740 nt
Organism: Vollenhovia emeryi
Lineage: Eukaryota; Metazoa; Arthropoda; Insecta; Hymenoptera; Formicidae
Gene: Dim1
Product: thioredoxin-like protein 4A
Exons: 3
Coding region: 128-556 (142 amino acids)
Biological process (GO): mRNA splicing, via spliceosome
Cellular component (GO): U5 snRNP; U4/U6 x U5 tri-snRNP complex; spliceosomal complex
Source: RefSeq, a predicted model, not a curated record